Molecule: messenger RNA, 3065 nt
Organism: Sorex araneus (European shrew)
Lineage: Eukaryota; Metazoa; Chordata; Mammalia; Eulipotyphla; Soricidae
Gene: PPP2R5D
Product: protein phosphatase 2 regulatory subunit B'delta
Exons: 16
Coding region: 27-2036 (669 amino acids)
Biological process (GO): protein dephosphorylation; signal transduction
Cellular component (GO): cytosol; nucleus; protein phosphatase type 2A complex
Molecular function (GO): protein phosphatase activator activity
Source: RefSeq, a predicted model, not a curated record
CUGGCGGUUUGUACUCUUCCUUCCCAAUGAGAAAAAAAGGCAGCCGCUGGGCUCCGGUGGCCAAUGGGAAGCGGCGGCGCCGGGUUGUCAGGCAGGUUUGCCGGAGUCCCGGCCAAUCGGAGGCGCAGACGCCGCUCGACCCGAGCGCAGCGCGCAGGCGGCGGCGGAGAGACGCCGAGCGGGCCGAGUGCGGCCGAGCAGGAGCCGGAGCGGGGCCGCGGGCGUGGGGCCGGGCCGGACGGGCCGAGAUGCCCUAUAAACUGAAGAAAGAGAAGGAGCCCCCCAAGCUUGCCAAAGGCGCAGCAAAGCCCAGCAGCUCUGGCAAGGAUGGCGGCGGCGGCGAGAGCACUGAGGAGGCCCAGCCGCAGCCGCAGCCACAGCCACCAUCGUCCAACAAGCGCCCCAGCAACAGCACGCCGCCCCCCACACAGCUUAGCAAGAUCAAGUACUCGGGGGGGCCCCAGAUCGUCAAGAAGGAGCGCAGGCAAAGCUCCUCCCGCUUCAACCUCAGCAAGAACCGCGAGCUGCAGAAGCUUCCGGCCCUGAAAGACUCGCCCACCCAGGAGCGGGAGGAGCUGUUCAUCCAGAAGCUGCGCCAGUGCUGCGUCCUCUUUGACUUCGUGUCGGACCCCCUCAGCGACCUCAAGUUCAAGGAGGUGAAGCGGGCAGGACUCAAUGAGAUGGUGGAGUACAUCACCCACAGCCGCGACGUGGUCACCGACGCCAUCUACCCGGAAGCUGUCACCAUGUUCUCUGUCAACCUCUUCCGGACGCUGCCUCCGUCGUCCAACCCCACCGGGGCUGAGUUUGACCCGGAGGAGGAUGAGCCAACUCUGGAGGCUGCCUGGCCCCAUCUCCAGCUCGUGUAUGAGUUUUUCUUACGUUUCCUCGAGUCUCCUGAUUUUCAGCCAAAUAUAGCCAAGAAGUACAUUGACCAGAAGUUCGUCCUUGCUCUCCUCGACCUGUUCGACAGUGAGGACCCUCGAGAGCGGGACUUCCUCAAGACCAUCCUGCAUCGCAUCUACGGCAAGUUCCUGGGGCUCCGGGCUUACAUCCGCAGGCAGAUCAACCACAUCUUCUACAGGUUUAUCUACGAGACAGAACAUCAUAAUGGGAUCGCGGAGCUCCUGGAGAUCCUGGGCAGCAUCAUCAACGGCUUUGCCCUGCCCCUGAAGGAAGAGCAUAAGAUGUUCCUCAUCCGGGUCCUGCUGCCCCUCCACAAGGUCAAGUCCUUGAGUGUCUACCACCCUCAGCUGGCCUACUGUGUGGUCCAGUUCCUGGAGAAGGAAAGCAGCCUGACAGAGCCGGUGAUCGUAGGCCUCCUCAAGUUCUGGCCCAAGACACACAGCCCUAAGGAGGUGAUGUUCCUGAAUGAGCUGGAGGAGAUCCUGGAUGUCAUCGAGCCUUCUGAGUUCAGCAAGGUGAUGGAGCCGCUCUUCCGCCAGCUGGCCAAGUGCGUGUCCAGCCCCCACUUCCAGGUGGCGGAGCGCGCGCUCUAUUACUGGAACAAUGAGUACAUCAUGAGCCUCAUCAGCGACAACGCCGCCCGGGUCCUCCCCAUCAUGUUCCCCGCGCUCUACCGGAACUCCAAGAGCCACUGGAACAAGACAAUCCAUGGACUGAUCUACAACGCCCUGAAGCUGUUUAUGGAGAUGAAUCAGAAGCUGUUUGAUGAUUGCACCCAACAGUACAAGGCCGAGAAGCAGAAGGGCCGGUUCCGAAUGAAGGAAAAAGAAGAGAUGUGGCAAAAGAUCGAGGAGCUGGCCCGGCUGAAUCCCCAGUACCCCAUGUUCCGAACACCCCCACCACUGCCUCCGGUGUACUCCAUGGAGACAGAGACCCCCACGGCAGAGGACAUCCAGCUCCUGAAGAGGACAGUAGAGACCGAGGCCGUGCAGAUGCUGAAGGACAUCAAGAAGGAGAAAGUGCUGCUCCGGCGGAAGUCCGAGCUGCCCCAGGAUGUGUACACCAUCAAGGCACUGGAGGCGCACAAGCGGGCAGAAGAGUUUCUGACGGCCAGCCAGGAGGCGCUCUGACCCCCUCGCCCCCCACCUCGGGGCCACAGCCCACCCGAGCCCCCCAACCCCCCCACUCCCCACCGGCUGACUCAACUCGGGGCAAGGCCGUGCCUCUCUAGCUACUCUGAGGGAGGGGGAGGGGGGCCCGACACUUUAAGCGAGGACACACUCCUGUGGUCCCGCUUCUCCCUCAAGUGUGUUCUUGCCUCCCUGUGGCUAGUCCUGACAGGCUGAGCGCUGCCACGCCCGGUGCUCAGGCGACCUGGGGAUGCCCGGCCCCCCUCCCGCUCCUAACCCCACCGCUGCCUCGAGCACCAUCCUCCAUCCCUCAUCCUCACUGGACUCCAGGGGGCUCUUCCUCUCCUCCCGCCAAGGGUUAUCCAGGGAGAGCAGAUGAUUCUCACCAAAGUUAUGUAGUAAGUCCCAAUGGCCCCUUGGAGUGGCUGGAGGGGGGCCAACCCCCAACAGCACAAAUACACCCCGCCCCCCCCAGCCGCAGACUGACAGGAUCUGGGGUCAUUUUAUUUCCCCUGGUACCCGCCCCCCCACACACACACACAUACACUCCCUUGCUUGACCAAGUCAAGGAGAGGUCAAAGGGAGGAAAAUGAAUUACAGGACAAUAGGUGAUGGCCACAGGGCCCAGGUGGCUCGAGAGAAGGGGGUAAACAGGAUGUGCCCCCCGUGCCCCCCUUUUUGGUGAACAGCAGUCCUGGAAUCAUACAUGAAGGGACCAUGGGGGGCUGCUGAUCGCUUGCUCGAGCUGUUGGUUCCCAGGAGGACGGAAGCAGGAGGCAGAGCCCAGGCAUAGCUCCCCAUGGCGCCAGUUCAUUCUGAGCCAACGCGGGGCAGGCCCCAAGGUCCCUUCUGACACCACAGAGCAGGGCGGCAAGGGACCGGAGAGACAGACCCAGGCUGAGGGGCACGGACAGCUCCUGGCUGUGUACAUGGGGUGCUUUAUUCUCCAGAGUGAUACAUGCUGAGGUGGGCUGGGCUUGGGCCGAUGUCCCCAUAUGUACAGAACUGAAUAAAGUGGGUCUCUAAGAA